GGUGAGCACUGUAUAUUAAUAAAUAGUGAAGUGAUGGGUCAGUAUACCAGUGAUACUAAAACAUCUAACCGUACUUUUAAUGUAACCAAAUAUGUGUUAAUAUUGUUUAUUGUAUUGAACAUUGGAUCGUCAAUAUGGGUCGGUAUAUAUAAUAAGAUGCGCGUCGAUCAUAUGAGACGUGAAUUUCCUGAUGACCGGUGGACAGGUGACUAUGGGAAGGGUCACAGCGCCCAACUAUGGGAGAAGCUGUGCAUCACAUUUCUAGUGUUUGAAAACAUAUUCAAUGUUAUGGGUAUUGUAGGCACACUUCAGGAAAACUAUUGUCUGUCAAUAAUGUUCAGUGGUGUCAUGUUUUUGAGUGCUCUGUACGGCUCCGCAGGAAAGUUCAUACGCGGAAGUGUCUGUUCAUAUUUGAUGCCACUCCUGGUUGGUAUCAUAGCUGCCGUUUACGCCCAUCAGAUACGUAUGCAAAACUAUCGUUUAAACAAUCGGCUAACGUCUACCCGAACUACCGAACCCAAGUCGCCAACAUUGUUACCUCAAGUCAAUCCCGAGGCGAUCUAUUCGGUUCCCAAUAAAUCGGCUAAACAGCCGAAGCCGUCGUCGCGCACGUCGUCCUCGCGAACACCGCCGCCGCCCACUAAACCAAAACCGUCGCCGCCGUCCAACCCAUUGAUCAGCAAUAAUAAUAACCGUUCGUUUGAACGAAAAUAUUCACAACACUCGGGAAAUGGCGAGGAAAGGAUAUAUAUGAAUGGAUCGGUCAUUAAUAAUCAUAACACCCGAGUCUAUGUCCCCACAACUGAAGUUUAACAUACCAUACCURGAAGUCUACAUUUGUAAURUGUUUAACCUCACUAAUCAAUCGUCAAUUUCAUAAUGCAUUUACAUUUUUUAAUUAAAUUAUUUAAUUUUCUUUGAA
Oppia nitens is the source of this 922-nucleotide messenger RNA. RefSeq lists its product as uncharacterized. The transcript has a single exon. Bases 34 to 813 code for a protein of 259 amino acids. The record is from RefSeq and is a predicted model, not a curated record. Lineage: Eukaryota; Metazoa; Arthropoda; Arachnida; Sarcoptiformes; Oppiidae.